AUGACAUUUGGACGACCGACAAUGAUUUCACAUCCUUCAGAAGUUCAACCACCUCAGUCAAUGGACGACGAAUAUCUCCAAGACGGUGCUGAUGGCGUCCAGCCGAGAUCUCGAGAAUCGCGACUCGCUUUCUUCGUGUAUUCGAUAAAAUUGUUCGAUAUUCUCGACGACAUUCUUUCAACCCUGUAUUUGAACAAAACAGGUUCUGAUUUCCCAACGGGACAUGGGUGCUCACAGCCACAACAACCGCUAUCUGCAGUCAUGAAAUUGAAUUCGGAUUUGGAUCGAUUCUUCAACGGCCUCCCGCCCCAUUUACGGCCAGGGGAAAAGAGCAGUUUGGACACUGGUCCUAUUUCUCCCAGAAGCCCGUGCUUCACGCUGCAAGCAAAUGUUCUUUACUGCAGAUUUCUAUACACUCGAACUCUCCUGUUGCGGCCUAUCCUCCUUACUGCAAAGAAACUUCUCCGGGAUUAUCGGCCAAAUGCAGAAGAGACUUCCCUUGAACAUCACGUUGUUCUCAAAGCGUGCUCUCUGUGCUCGAAGACUGCACAGCUCUUAAUCAAUAGUCUCUUUGACAAUUUGCAAUCUGUAUUCAGAUGUUCUGGCUGGUAUACGGUUUAUUUUGCCUUUGCUGCAGCUACCGUCCUGAUUUGCAUACGAUUAUCCGAGACACCGGGCACAAUAUGCACCGAAGAAGAAUUUCAGAUUUCAUGGGAUCGAGUGAUUGCCAUUCUCAGAUACCAUGAACCUCAAAUUCAAUCUGCUCGACGUGCAGUCCAAAUUCUUGAAUCCUUCAGGCACCACCAAACGAACUCAGCCAAAGUUGACUCCAACUUCCAGCAAGGCUUCGAGGACCAGGUCGACUUUGCGUCUCUUCCUCUACCAAUGUACAAUGAUGAAUUUGGGUCCAUCAACAACGCCUGGUUCACUCAGCAAAUUCUAAGUCUAGAUUUUCUGGAUAUUAUUUAG
Messenger RNA from Rhinocladiella mackenziei CBS 650.93, 969 nucleotides. RefSeq lists its product as uncharacterized. The transcript has 3 exons. Gene Ontology annotation, biological process: positive regulation of transcription from RNA polymerase II promoter by galactose. Lineage: Eukaryota; Fungi; Ascomycota; Eurotiomycetes; Chaetothyriales; Herpotrichiellaceae. The record is from RefSeq and is a predicted model, not a curated record. The coding region runs from base 1 to 969 and encodes 322 amino acids. Gene Ontology annotation, molecular function: RNA polymerase II cis-regulatory region sequence-specific DNA binding; DNA-binding transcription factor activity, RNA polymerase II-specific. Gene Ontology annotation, cellular component: nucleus.